This is a messenger RNA of Debaryomyces fabryi, 1284 nucleotides long. RefSeq lists its product as uncharacterized. Bases 1 to 1284 code for a protein of 427 amino acids. Lineage: Eukaryota; Fungi; Ascomycota; Pichiomycetes; Serinales; Debaryomycetaceae. Gene Ontology annotation, molecular function: dipeptidase activity. The record is from RefSeq and is a predicted model, not a curated record. The transcript has 2 exons.
AUGAAAGAGAAGACGGAAUUAAUUGAUUUUGUGUCUGACUUUAUUGACUCGAAUUCCCAAGAAUUCUCUAUAGAAAUUAACCAAUUCUUAUACAAUAAUCCUGAAACAAAUUUCGAGGAAUUUAAAGCACAUGCGCAUCUAACUGAUUAUUUGGAAAAAAAACCUGGGUGGGAAGUUACUAGAUCUGCGUUCGGAAUUGAUACCUCUUUUGUGGCUAUCUUCAAGCAUAAACCUAAAGAAAAUUCCAAAGUAAUUUCAUUCAAUGCUGAAUACGAUGCGUUGCCUGAAAUGGGACACGCCUGUGGCCACAAUCUUAUAGCUACUGGUGCAAUUGCUGCAGCAAUCACUUCAGCUGAGGCAAUGAAAAAGUUUAACAUCGCAGGAACAAUAAAACUCUUUGGUACGCCAGCUGAAGAAGGUGGUGAUGGAAAAGGCAAAAUGCUUAAAUCAGGCGCAUAUGACGAUGUUGAUGUUUCCAUAAUGCAUCAUGGUAAUUCCGAAAGCCCAGGUCAAGCCUUCGUACGUACUGCUGCGUCAUUUAGAUUUAAUAUAGAGUAUUUUGGAAAGGGCGCCCAUGCUGGUGCUUGCCCUUGGCAGGGAGUUAAUGCUUUAGAUGCGGCGUCUAUUUUUAUGCACGCUUCUUCCUUACUAAGACAACAGUUUGAAGCAACUGAUAGAAUUCAUUUUAUUGUGACUGAUGGUGGUGCUGCUGCAAAUAUUAUACCAGAUUACACUAGAAUUAAAGGUAUUAUUAGGGCAAUUAAUAGAACUAAAAUGGCUGAAUUAAAGAAAAAACUCGUUGGCUGUGUUAAAGCUGGUGCAUUAGGUUCGGGCUGUACAUACAAAAUCAAUUAUGAAAAUGAAUAUAACGAUAUGAUUUCAAAUGUGCCUUUAACAAAUUCUUUCCGAAAAUUUUUCAAUGGAUUUUGCGAGAAGGACAAUGAGCCCAAGUUGAGGGACUUUUAUAGCGAAAAAAAUCUUGUUAGCUCAGCUUCAACUGAUCAAGGAAAUGUAUCAUGGAAUAUUCCUUCUCUCCAUUCUUUUUUCUGCAUCAAGUCUGAUAAAGAACCUCACACGAUCGAAUUUGGUGAAGCAGCUGGUAAGGAAUCUUCUCAUGUUGCUUGUCUAAAGUCAGCUAAAUGUAUGUCUUUAACUGGAUUGGAAGUAUUGUAUGAUGACGAGUUUUAUACAAAGAUUCAUUCGUCAUGGAAAGCUGAUAUUGAAAUUUUGGAACCUAAAAAUAUAGACUUGAAUACGUUAGAUGAAGAGUUCACAUACAACUAG